UACCCCCACGCGUUCAGCUCAGGGCUGUCUGAGCCGGAGUGGACGUCUGACUAUGGAAAGCAGAGGCCCCCUGGCCACUUGGCAUCGGCUGUCGCUGCUCCUGCUGCUGCUACCACCAGCCCGCACCCACCAGGAUCAGGCCAUGGGAUACGAUCUCCCCAGCCAGCAGGCCCAGGACCCUCCUGCUAGGCACCUCAGCAAUGGCCUAGGACAAGAGCCUGUUGCUGUUAUGAAAAUCAACCUCACCAAGAUCAUCAAACCCUCUUCCUCCUUUGAGUUUAGGACUUGGGAUCCAGAGGGAGUGAUUUUUUAUGGAGACACUAAUGCUGAAGACGACUGGUUCGUGCUGGCUCUUCGGGAUGGUAGGCCUGAGAUACAGCUGCACAAUCUCUGGGCACAGCUUACAGUAGGUACUGGCCCUCAGCUGGAUGACGGGAGAUGGCACCAGGUGGAGAUAAAGAUCGACGGGGACUCACUGCUGCUGUGGGUGGAUGGAGAAGAGAUGCUGCGCCUGAGACAGGUCUCUGGGCCCCUGGCCAACAAAUCCCAGCCAAUCAUGAGGAUUGCGCUAGGUGGGCUGCUCUUCCCUGUCUCCAGCCUUCGGUUGCCGCUGCUUCCUGCCCUGGAUGGCUGCAUGCGCAAGGACACCUGGCUCGGCCACCAGGCCCAGCCCUCAGCUGUAUUCGCUAGCCUCAGAGACUGCAGUGUGAACUUGCAGCCAGGGAUGUUCUUCCCCCCAGGGGCCCAUGCAGAGUUCAGACUCCAAGACAUUCCCCAGCCUCAUGCAGAGCCCUGGGUGUUCUCUCUGGACCUGACAUUUAAGCUGGCGGCAGGCUCAGGACACCUUCUUGCUCUUGGGACAGAAGCCAACUCUUCUUGUCUUAGCCUUCACCUCCAAGAUCAGGAGGCGGUGCUGUCUUCUGGAGCAGGGCUGCAGCUAGCUCUGCCCUUGGCCUUGGGACUCCCUCUUCAGCUGAAACUGGGCAUGUUCAGAGUGGCCUUGAGCCAGGGGCCAAACACAGAGGUCCUAGUUCUGCCUCCUUUGGGAUUUGAUCCCCUCUUUAACCUCUGGUCCCAGCCUCAGGGCCGUCUCUUCCUGGGGGCUUUACCAGGAGAAGAUUCUUCUGCCUCUUUUUGCUUGGAUGGCCUUUGGGCACAAGGACAGAGACUGGACAUAGACCAGGCCCUGAGUAGAAGCCGGGACAUCUGGACUCAUAGCUGCCCUCAGAGCCCAGGCAAUGGCUCUGAUACCUCCUAUUAAGCCCCCUUUGAGAACUGGGCAUGGUGGUGAAUGAUUAUAAUCUCAGCAUGGGGGAGGGGGAGGCAGGAGGAUGCAGAGUUCAAGGUCAUCCUCAAAUACAUAUCAAUGCCAGCCUGGAGUACAUGACAC
Messenger RNA from Jaculus jaculus (lesser Egyptian jerboa), 1390 nucleotides. RefSeq names its product sex hormone binding globulin (gene Shbg). NCBI's taxonomy places the organism in Eukaryota, Metazoa, Chordata, Mammalia, Rodentia, Dipodidae. Gene Ontology annotation, molecular function: steroid binding. The record is from RefSeq and is a predicted model, not a curated record. The transcript has 8 exons. Bases 53 to 1261 code for a protein of 402 amino acids.